CCUUCUGGGGCCCACCUGCUUACCAUCACCACCUCCUCCACAUGGGCCCACUUCCUUCAUAUUACAACUCAUACUUGUUUAACUUUCUCUCAUCAAACCGAUCUGGGUCUGGGUCUGCAUCCGUUCUUUAUUACGCGUUUAGUUUUCAACACUUUCUCUCUCUAGAAAUUCAACACAAGUUUUGAUUUUUAACACACUCCCAACUGGGUUCUCUUCUCUCAAUCAAGAAACAAAACAAUCAAACCUACCAAUUGAUUAUUUUAACAAAAUCUUUUCUGGGUUUUUAUACAAUUGGGGUUUUCUUGUUGUUUCAAGAAAGUGAGAGAACUGAAGAACCCCCUACACAAGUUUAGAGAGAGAAAGUUUUAUACUUUCUUGAUGGGUUUUUCCCAAAGAUUAGCCCUGUGAAGUGUGUGUGUAAUUUGGUGUAAGAUUCAAUGGAUACCAAAGGGCGGCUUGUAGCUGGUUCACACAACCGGAAUGAGUUUGUUUUAAUCAAUGCUGAUGAAGUUGGAAGAGUGACAUCUGUAAAAGAAUUAAGUGGGCAGAUAUGCCAGAUUUGUGGUGAUGAAAUCGAAAUAACGGUUGAUGGUGAGCCAUUUGUUGCUUGCAAUGAAUGUGCUUUUCCAAUUUGUAGACCUUGCUACGAAUACGAAAGAAGAGAGGGUAAUCAAGCUUGCCCUCAAUGCAAAACUCGAUUUAAACGGAUCAAAGGGAGUCCGAGGGUUGACGGUGAUGAAGAUGAGGAGGGAUUUGAUGAUCUGGACAAUGAGUUCGAUCUUGCUGAGUCGGUUCUUUCUGCACAUCUUAAUAAUGGGCGGGGUCCAUACGCUUCCGGUUUUGCCGGUUCUGAGGUGGAUGACGCCACUCUAAAGCCCGAGAUCCCUCUUCUUACUUAUGGUCAAGAGGAUGAUGGGAUUUCGGCUGACAAGCAUGCUUUAAUUGUCCCGCCUUUUAUGAAUCGUUCAAAGCGUGUUCAUCCUAUGCCGUUUUCUGACACUGCUUCAUCGGUUUCUUUGCCACCUCGACCCAUGGAUCCUAAGAAAGAUUUGGCAGUUUACGGGUACGGAACCGUUGCAUGGAAAGAUAGAAUGGAGGAAUGGCGAAAGCGGCAAAACGAUAAACUACAAAUGGUUAAGCAUCAAGGUGACGGUGGUCAUAACGAUGGAGAUGUCGAUGAUCCCGAUAUGCCAAAGAUGGAUGAGGGAAGGCAACCGCUUUCAAGAAAGUUACCGAUAUCUUCGAGCAAGAUAAAUCCAUACCGUAUGGUGAUAUUGAUUCGUAUGGCGAUUCUCGGUCUCUUUUUCCACUAUAGAAUCCUACACCCUGUUAACGAUGCAUACCCCUUGUGGCUCAUAUCAGUCAUCUGCGAGAUUUGGUUCGCGGUAUCAUGGAUUUUCGACCAAUUUCCAAAAUGGUUCCCAAUCGAACGCGAAACAUACUUAGAUCGAUUGUCACUAAGGUAUGAGAAAGAGGGGAAGCCGUCGGAAUUGGCCCCCGUAGACGUUUUCGUGAGUACGGUGGACCCGAUGAAAGAACCACCACUAAUUACCGCCAACACGGUGUUAUCCAUCCUGGCGGUGGAUUAUCCGGUGGACAAGGUGGCUUGUUACGUCUCUGAUGAUGGUGCCGCAAUGCUUACAUUUGAAGCUCUCUCGGAAACAUCUGAAUUCGCACGAAAGUGGGUCCCGUUUUGCAAGAAAUUUAACAUAGAACCACGAGCUCCCGAAUGGUAUUUUGCUGAAAAAGUUGAUUAUCUUAAGGAUAAAGUACAUCCCUCGUUUGUCCGGGAACGUCGUGCUAUGAAGAGGGAGUACGAAGACUUUAAGAUAAGAAUAAACGGGCUUGUGACAAUGGCGCAGAAGGUUCCGGAAGACGGAUGGACAAUGCAAGAUGGUACUCCAUGGCCCGGAAAUGACGUUAGGGAUCAUCCCGGAAUGAUCCAAGUUUUUCUUGGGAACAACGGUGUCCAUGACAUAGAAGGAAAUGAGUUGCCACGUCUUGUUUAUGUUUCUCGUGAAAAGAGGCCCGGAUUUGAUCACCACAAGAAAGCCGGUGCCAUGAAUGCUUUGAUCCGAGUGUCGGCCGUUAUUUCAAAUGCACCUUAUAUGCUCAAUGUCGAUUGUGAUCACUACAUAAACAAUAGUAAAGCGCUAAGAGAAUCUAUGUGUUUCUUGAUGGACCCCACAUCCGGAAAGAAGAUUUGUUACGUUCAAUUUCCUCAAAGGUUCGAUGGGAUCGAUCGUCACGAUAGAUACUCAAAUCGCAAUAUUGUGUUCUUCGAUAUUAAUAUGAAAGGGCUUGACGGGAUCCAAGGGCCGAUAUAUGUCGGAACGGGUUGCGUGUUUAGAAGACAAGCUUUGUAUGGUUACGACGCCCCGCCUAAGAAAAAAACACCCGGGAAAACGUGCAAUUGCUUGCCUAAAUGGUUAUUAUGUUGUUGUUCAUCAAGAAAGAAGAAAGCGAAAGGAAAGUCAAAGAAGUCAAAGGAAAAGUCAACAAAGGGCAAGAAGAGCAAAGACCCUCCUACCCAAAUACACGCGUUAGAGAAUAUCGAAGAAGGAAUUGAAGGAAUAGAUAGUGAAAAGUCAUCGCUUAUGCCUCAAAUAAAAUUCGAGAAAAAAUUCGGUCAAUCUCCCGUGUUUAUCGCUUCGACGCUUUUGGAAGAUGGAGGCGUUCCUCCGGGUGCCUCGUCAGCAUCACUAUUGAAAGAAGCCAUUCAUGUGAUAAGUUGCGGUUAUGAAGAUAAAACCGAAUGGGGAAAAGAGGUUGGAUGGAUUUACGGUUCGGUUACGGAGGAUAUCUUAACGGGAUUCAAGAUGCAUUGCCACGGCUGGCGAUCGGUGUAUUGCAUUCCGAAGAGGCCCGCGUUCAAGGGUUCAGCUCCUAUAAAUCUUUCGGACCGUCUUCACCAAGUUCUUCGGUGGGCCCUUGGGUCGGUUGAAAUCUUGUUUAGCCGACAUUGUCCAAUUUGGUAUGGUUAUGGGUGCGGUUUGAAACCGUUGGAAAGGUUUUCGUAUAUAAACUCGGUUGUUUAUCCGUUGACUUCGGUUCCAUUGGUCGCUUAUUGUACACUUCCGGCCGUUUGUCUUCUCACCGGGAAGUUUAUUGUUCCUGAGAUAAGCAAUUAUGCCAGCAUUCUCUUCAUGCUGAUGUUUUUAUCGAUCGCGGUUACAAGUAUUUUAGAAAUUCAAUGGGGCGGUGUCGGGAUCGACGAUCUUUGGAGAAACGAGCAGUUUUGGGUGAUCGGUGGCGUUUCGUCUCAUCUUUUCGCCCUGUUUCAAGGUCUCCUAAAAGUCAUAGCCGGAGUCAACACAAAUUUUACCGUUACCUCAAAAGCGGGUGACGACGGUGAAUUUUCGGAGCUAUACAUGUUCAAAUGGACGACCCUGUUAAUUCCGCCGUUAACUCUUUUAAUCAUCAACAUAAUCGGUGUGAUAGUGGGCAUAUCCGAUGCGAUUAGCAACGGGUACGAGUCGUGGGGCCCGCUUUUCGGUAGGUUGUUCUUUGCCAUAUGGGUGAUUUUACAUCUUUACCCUUUCCUUAAAGGUAUGAUGGGAAAACAAAGCGGUGUUCCUACGAUUCUUAUCGUGUGGUCUAUCUUGCUGGCUUCGAUUUUCUCGCUUUUAUGGGUUCGGGUCAACCCGUUUUUGGAUAGAGGUGGGAUCGUGUUAGAAGUUUGCGGGUUGGACUGUGACUGAAGAUACGAAAACCGAAGUAUAGACACAAAACAGAGGAUGAAAGUGAAAUAUUUAUCAGUGAAUGUGUAGAUAAAAAGGGUUCUCAUGAUUCAUUUUGGAAAGUCUUUUUUUUUUUUUGUAAGUUUAAUGGGUAAUUUUUGUGGGUUGUGGGGGGAUAGACUUCAAGAAUGUUGAAUCUGUCUGUAAUCCCAGGAAGAACAUAAAGUUUAGUUAUUUCUAUAUAAUUUAAUGUUUUCAUUCAAAAUAAUGUAUGUUCUUGAGUCUUGAUUUUUA
Molecule: messenger RNA, 3974 nt
Organism: Helianthus annuus (common sunflower)
Lineage: Eukaryota; Viridiplantae; Streptophyta; Magnoliopsida; Asterales; Asteraceae
Product: cellulose synthase A catalytic subunit 5 [UDP-forming]
Exons: 13
Coding region: 438-3701 (1087 amino acids)
Biological process (GO): plant-type primary cell wall biogenesis; cellulose biosynthetic process
Cellular component (GO): trans-Golgi network; plasma membrane
Molecular function (GO): cellulose synthase (UDP-forming) activity
Source: RefSeq, a predicted model, not a curated record